AUUUUCUGGUCUCAUUUUCAUAUAAUAUACAAACAACUCAUUAAAUUUUAACAUAAGUUAUAACUUCCAUCUCAUCAAUAAGAGAUUGAUCUCAGAAAAAUUUCAAGUUUUAUACUUUUAGGUUGUUUUUCUGGAUUAAAUUUUGCUUGAACAAAAGGCGAAAUAUGGGUUUGACGGUGUCACGGAUAAUGAGAUUAUUCUAUGCAAAGAAAGAAAUGAGGAUUUUGAUGGUGGGUCUUGAUGCAGCUGGAAAAACAACAAUACUCUACAAACUGAAGCUUGGAGAAAUUGUCACUACCAUACCAACUAUAGGCUUCAAUGUAGAGACUGUUGAGUAUAAAAAUGUCAGCUUCACUGUCUGGGAUGUAGGAGGACAAGAUAAGAUUCGGCCGUUAUGGAGGCACUACUUUCAGAAUACACAAGGUCUUAUCUUUGUUGUAGAUAGUAAUGAUAGAGAAAGAAUUUUAGAAACAAGAGAUGAGCUCCAUAGAAUGCUGAGUGAGGAUGAACUUCGCGAUGCCACUUUACUUGUAUUCGCCAAUAAACAAGACCUUCCGAAUGCUUUGAGUGUUGCAGAAAUUACUGAUAAACUUGGUUUACAUUCACUCCGUCAGCGCCGUUGGUACAUCCAGUCAACUUGUGCCACGUCAGGCCAAGGACUCUAUGAAGGGCUUGAUUGGUUAUCAAGUAACAUAUCUAACAAGAUAAGAUGAAUCAAGUUAUCAUAUGAAUAUGGAGAAUUGGCUGCACAUUCUAUAGUUUUUACGACAUAUCGUUUGGUUAUAUACAUUGGCAUAAACUUGAGUGUUACCUUUGGUUAAUCUGAACUAUGAGCCAACUGUAAUAUCAAUCACUCUGCACUUUCUAAAAGUUCCCAGCAUGUAAAAGUUACACUCCUGAGGAGUAUGAUAUUUAUCAACCACUAUGUAUGCUUUCUAAA
This is a messenger RNA of Vicia villosa (hairy vetch), 940 nucleotides long. RefSeq names its product ADP-ribosylation factor 2-like. The coding region runs from base 165 to 713 and encodes 182 amino acids. The transcript is spliced from 5 exons. The record is from RefSeq and is a predicted model, not a curated record. Gene Ontology annotation, molecular function: GTPase activity; GTP binding. Gene Ontology annotation, biological process: vesicle-mediated transport; intracellular protein transport. Gene Ontology annotation, cellular component: cytoplasm. NCBI's taxonomy places the organism in Eukaryota, Viridiplantae, Streptophyta, Magnoliopsida, Fabales, Fabaceae.